AUGUUACCAUCACCAUACACCAUUAUCCUGCCCUGUUUAGAGACACCCAGACGCCAGAGUAACGGCAACCCGGAAAACCAGAGGCCAGGUGUCCUCGGGUGUGUCAGAUAUGAACACUUUUGCACUGCACUUUUGCACUGCAACUCGACCUUACAUGGUACCAAUGACGCUGUCAGCAAAACAAUGGAACCUCAAGCAGCCAAUGGCCCCUACUCCGACUCCGUCUCUGUUGUUGCUCCAACUUGUCACCUUGACUGCUGUUUGUCACUUACUGUCCAGCUAGGCAGUCCUGGGAUUGUUCACUCGGUGCAUAGCACCCAUCCAAUAUACAAACCGACGCGCACCUAG
Colletotrichum orchidophilum is the source of this 348-nucleotide messenger RNA. RefSeq lists its product as uncharacterized. Bases 1 to 348 code for a protein of 115 amino acids. NCBI's taxonomy places the organism in Eukaryota, Fungi, Ascomycota, Sordariomycetes, Glomerellales, Glomerellaceae. The record is from RefSeq and is a predicted model, not a curated record. The transcript has a single exon.